Molecule: messenger RNA, 312 nt
Organism: Heterobasidion irregulare TC 32-1
Lineage: Eukaryota; Fungi; Basidiomycota; Agaricomycetes; Russulales; Bondarzewiaceae
Exons: 2
Coding region: 1-312 (103 amino acids)
Source: RefSeq, a predicted model, not a curated record
AUGCUUGCAUACCGCUUGCAUGCGAACGACGGGCACACUGGCCGUACUCGAUUAAGGAGGAAUCGGAUGGGAUCAGCCCUUGACAACGUCGGUGCCAGUGGUGGGACGAAGCACAGAAGCCGGAUUGCCCACGACCUCGUGAAACAUGAACAGUGCAAAUUCGAUGACAUGCUGCAGUAUUUUCUCGAGCGAUGUCUCAUCGACCCAAAUGCUGCUCCGAAUGAUGCGCGCUUGAGCGUCUUGCAAUCAUGCCUCGAAGGGGUGCUUCCAAUCUGCAACAGCGAGGAUAUGAAGCAAAGGCUUGUGCACUAG